This is a messenger RNA of Syngnathus typhle (broad-nosed pipefish), 2283 nucleotides long. Its product is annotated as intermediate filament protein ON3-like. The coding region runs from base 136 to 1641 and encodes 501 amino acids. Gene Ontology annotation, biological process: intermediate filament organization; keratinization. The record is from RefSeq and is a predicted model, not a curated record. Gene Ontology annotation, cellular component: keratin filament. NCBI's taxonomy places the organism in Eukaryota, Metazoa, Chordata, Actinopteri, Syngnathiformes, Syngnathidae. The transcript is spliced from 9 exons. Gene Ontology annotation, molecular function: structural constituent of skin epidermis.
CCCUCAUCAGCCCAGCUCAGCCAUAAAAGCAAGCCGACCUUUCCGUCAGACACUCAGAGGGACUUAACUCUCCUUUGAAGCGUGCGCAUCUUCAGUUCUCCACUUUCCCCCUUUGACCACCUCAACUACGCCAACAUGAUCUCGGGCAGGAAGUCUUACUCAAUUGCAGGAAGCAGUAGUGCCUCCAGGAGGUCCAUUGCAGGAAGUAGCGGCUAUGUCGUCAAGAGAUCCAGCUACAAUCUUGGUUCCUCUUCUGGUGGUUUUGGGGGUUAUGGCUUUGGUGGUAGUGCUGGAGGCCAAAGCAUGGGUUCCUUCAGCAGCGGCUCAAUGUUCGGUAGUGGGGGUGGUUCUUAUGGAGGAGGAAUGAUGGGCGCCAGCAUCAACCAAGUCACAGUCAACCAGAGUCUGCUGGCCCCCCUAAAACUGGAUAUUGACCCCAGCUUCCAGGCUGUUCGCACCCAGGAAAAGAACCAGAUCAUGACCCUCAACAACCGCUUCGCUUCCUUCAUUGACAAGGUUCGUUUCCUGGAGCAGCAGAACAAGAUGCUGGAAACCAAAUGGAGCCUCAUGCAGGACCAGACCACCACCCGCUCCAACAUUGACGCCAUGUUUGAGGCCUACAUCUCAAACCUGCGCAGGCAACUCGAUGGGCUGGGCAACGAGAAGGUCAAGCUGGAGGGAGAAUUGAAAAACAUGCAGCUCCAGGUGGAAGACUUCAAGAGAAAGUAUGAAGAUGAAAUCAACAAACGCACAGCGGCAGAGAAUGAGUUUGUGGUCUUGAAGAAGGAUGUUGAUGCUGCCUACAUGAACAAGGUGGAGUUGGAGGCCAGAUGCGAUGCUCUUCAGGAUGAGAUCAACUUCCUCAGAGCCAUCUAUGAGGCUGAGCUUCGGGAACUGCAGUCCCAGAUCAAGGACACCACUGUCGUUGUGGAGAUGGACAACAGCCGCAACCUGGAUAUGGAUGCUAUUGUGGCCGAAGUGCGCGCUCAGUAUGAGGAGAUUGCCAACCGCAACAAGGCUGAUGCGGAGGCCUGGUACAAACAGAAGUUCAUGGAGAUGCAGAGCUCUGCUGGCCAGUACGGCGAAAACCUUCAAUCAACCAAGGCUGAGAUUGCUGAGCUGAACCGCAUGAUUGCCCGUCUUCAGAACGAGAUUGAGUCCGUCAAGGCACAGAGGGCCUCCCUGGAGGCUCAGAUUGCAGAGGCUGAGGAGCGUGGCGAGUUGGCAGUGAAGGAUGCCAAUCUCCGCAUCAAGGACCUGGAGGAAGCCCUCCAGAAAGCCAAGCAGGACAUGGCCCGCCAGGUGCGUGAAUACCAGGAGCUGAUGAACGUCAAGAUGGCCCUGGACAUUGAAAUCGCCACCUACCGGAAACUGCUGGAAGGAGAGGAAAGCAGAAUUGCCGCUGGACCCUCCAGUGCAACAAUUCAUGUGCAACAGUCCUCAAGCGGAAUGUCCAGCAGCGGUGGAUUUGGUUACGGUGGCGGCAGCAGCGGCGGCAUGUCUGCUAGCUAUGGUGGCAGCAUGAGUGGAGGAUACGGUGGCAGCAUGAGUGGAGGAUACGGUGGCAGCAUGAGUGGAGGAUACGGUGGCACCAUCACCAAGUCGGUGUCCACAAGCAGUUCCGGCAGGAGAUUCCUUUAAGAAGGAGAGCAGUCCCUCUCUUUCUGAAAAUCUCAAAUUGACCCCAAGAUCUGUUAACUCAUUUACGGUGCUAUGCACAUACCCCAAUUGAGCAAGCAUACCAAUUCAAAGAAUUUGCCAAAUUAGAACCAUGAGUCACUGGGUCCAUUGCAACAGUCAUCAUCAUUUAAGAGUAUCUGAAAGUAAAUGUGGCCUUCAACAUGCGGCAGGUCAGUUGCAAAGCAAAUGUCAUAUUCCUGCACUGACUUUGGAAAAGAGAAGCAACGGAGGUAAGGGAUGUUGAAACAAUUUAAGGGAAACAUUUGUAUUUCUUCACACAAUCUGAUGCUCUGAAAGAGACAAGAAGUUCCAGUCCUUACUAGAAGGCUCCGAUUUUUAGAUUUGAGCGCCGACACCAGUAAAGAGAGCUGGAGACAAUCAAUAAGGAGGAAUUUUACAUGUUUACAAAUAUGAUACAGGAUUUAUGAAAUGAUUAGUGCCUCAAUCUUUCUUGGGCAAAUAAUUGCUCAUUUUUGUUGAGCAUUCCCUUGCCUUUAAUGCUUCAGUUGUGUUGAAACCAGAUUCAUUUUGGGUAAAUCCUCUUAGCAACAUGAUUGAUGACAGUUGCAACAAAUAAGAUCGCCAAUAAAUCUGAGCAUCUCA